This is a messenger RNA of Polistes canadensis, 1822 nucleotides long. RefSeq names its product 14-3-3 protein epsilon (gene 14-3-3epsilon). Gene Ontology annotation, biological process: signal transduction. Lineage: Eukaryota; Metazoa; Arthropoda; Insecta; Hymenoptera; Vespidae. Gene Ontology annotation, cellular component: cytoplasm. The record is from RefSeq and is a predicted model, not a curated record. The transcript is spliced from 4 exons. The coding region runs from base 191 to 961 and encodes 256 amino acids.
GUUUGCGUAAAGCGUCUUGCGGAGUCUGCGCGAGUCGGGAACUGCUUUCGAUUGUUGGCGGGCGCCGCCAUCUUGGUCAGUGAGCUUGCGAGUGGCUGUGCGAGGAGUUGUACGUAUUUCGGUGAAACAAGCAAUUCGUAAGAUUUCCCUGAAAGCCCUUGUCUACUCGUCAAAUCCACGCGCAUCCAAGAUGUCGGAACGGGAGGACAAUGUUUACAAGGCGAAACUGGCCGAACAAGCUGAACGCUAUGACGAAAUGGUCGAAGCAAUGAAGAAAGUUGCCUCACUGGACGUAGAGCUAACCGUCGAAGAAAGAAACCUACUUUCCGUCGCGUAUAAAAAUGUAAUCGGCGCGAGGAGGGCAUCCUGGAGAAUAAUUUCUAGCAUCGAACAGAAGGAGGAAAACAAGGGUGCCGAGGGUAAGCUCGAGAUGAUCCGCCAAUACCGAUCUCAAGUCGAGAAAGAGCUCAGGGAUAUAUGCGCGGACAUUCUCGGCGUUUUGGACAAUCAUUUGAUACCUUGCGCCUCCACCGGAGAAUCUAAAGUAUUUUACUACAAAAUGAAAGGAGAUUACCAUCGUUACUUAGCCGAAUUCGCGAUUGGCAACGACAGAAAGGAGGCUGCGGAAAAUUCCCUGGUAGCCUACAAAGCGGCAAGCGACAUCGCAAUGACCGAGCUACCACCGACUCAUCCUAUUCGUUUAGGAUUAGCACUUAAUUUCUCCGUCUUCUAUUACGAGAUUUUGAACAGUCCUGACAGAGCGUGUCGCUUAGCAAAGGCCGCCUUUGACGACGCAAUUGCGGAAUUGGAUACUCUUUCCGAAGAGAGUUACAAGGAUUCUACCUUAAUUAUGCAGCUCCUUAGGGACAACCUCACGCUAUGGACGUCGGAUAUGCAAGGGGAUGGAGAAGGAGAGCAAAAGGAGCAGCUGCAGGAUGUGGAAGAUCAGGACGUAUCGUAACUCUAGCUGUAGUGAGUGUAAUUUGCGCAUUUAAAACUGAGACACAUGAAAAAAAAAAAAGCAAAAACUCUUAAUAACUCGUAAGCAAAAGAAAACAAUUCAAGCAGGUGACAGUUUGAAGUGGGAAGGGGAGAUCUUUAGCGAUCGCGUGAUCUUAAGCACGCGCAACGUAUGGUUACUCAAAAAGAAAAUGAAAAUGAAACAAAAUCGUAUCAUUCGAUCCGGAGACACACAUACACACACACACGCGGGCGCGCGCACGUACGCACGCAACGGACACACGUACAUAUAUAUACGUACAUAUACAUAUACAUAUAUAAACGCACACAGAGACGCGCAUAAAACAUACAUUGAGUUACGGUGCACAGCAGAAUUGUUGAAAGAAAUAAGUUAAUAAUAAAAGAAAAAGGAAAAAAAUACAGGCACCUUUGGGUGGUUACCACCAACGCGACUGGAAAGCAUGUCUCUAAAAGAAAGAGAGGGAAAGAGGAAGGGAAAGCAUGGGUGGGUGCGAUUGUAAGUUCGUGUGGGUAUGCGUGUAUCUACGUACUUACGUACGUAUCUAUAUGCGUGCAUGCAUGUGAGUAAAAAGAAGGAUAAAAGCAUACGGUACUCGAUCAAAAUUAACGUGAUUUACGAAUGUCGUUGUUGAAAAUAAGCGAGGUCUCGGCAACAGAUUCAGCGGGAUAUAAUUAAUACUUAAUUAAAGGUGACAAUGUGUUGAAAUGAAAAAAGUGCGUGCGCGUGUUGUUGGUCUGUACGGCGGUCGUAUGUACGGCUCAUUUUAACGGUAUUAUUCACAUGGACGAGCAAGCGCAUCAGAAAAAGAAGAAGAAGUUAACAAGAAGAUGAAGAGGAAAA